Messenger RNA from Alternaria novae-zelandiae, 1722 nucleotides. RefSeq lists its product as uncharacterized. The record is from RefSeq and is a predicted model, not a curated record. Gene Ontology annotation, molecular function: transmembrane transporter activity. The coding region runs from base 1 to 1722 and encodes 573 amino acids. Gene Ontology annotation, biological process: transmembrane transport. The transcript has 4 exons. NCBI's taxonomy places the organism in Eukaryota, Fungi, Ascomycota, Dothideomycetes, Pleosporales, Pleosporaceae.
AUGCAGCAAGAGAUGGAAAUGGAUAUACGGAGGCUACCUGAGUCAACCGAGACGGGGAAAGAGGAGGUAGACAUGGUACAGAAAGGGCAAUUGGAAGCAGCGCAAGGAACGGAUGUCGAAGAAGAAGCCCAAAAUGGGAAGAGGAGUAGGCUGAGAAUGGUGGCUAUCAUCACUGCGCUUUUUCUCUCCCUCUUCGUCUCAGCCCUCGACGCAACAAUCGUCUCUACGGCUCUUCCCACUAUAUCACGCGACCUCAACAGCGCCACGGGCUACACCUGGAUCGGCGGCGCGUACCUGCUUGCCAACGCCGCUUCAGGCCCCAUCUGGGCCAAGUUGUCUGACAUCUGGGGCCGCAAGCCCAUCAUGUUGGCUGCACUUGCCAUUUUCUUUGCUAGCUCGGCGGUUUGUGCGACGGCGAAGACGAUGCAGGAAUUGAUCAUCGGGCGUGCGUUCCAGGGUACGGCGGGUGGGGGGUUGAUUCUGUUGGUGCAUGUUUGCAUUAGUGAUUUGUUCAGUUUGAGGCAGCGGAGUUUGUUGAUGGGCUUCACCGAGGGCAUCUGGGCGCUGGCAGGUGGCAUCGGUCCGGUCUUGGGCGGUAUCUUUGCUAGUCUGGUCACUUGGAGAUGGUGCUUUUACAUCAACUUACCUAUCAGUGGAUUCGCCGCUGUACUCAUAGUCCUGUUCUUGGACAUCAAGCAUGAACACACCUCUUUCAUCGAUGGUAUCAAGGCCGUAGAUUGGUUCGGCAUGUUCACCUUCCUUGGCUUCACGCUUAUGAUCCUUUUGGGUCUCGAUUUUGGAGGCGUACUUUUCCCCUGGGACUCCGCCAAGGUCAUCGCUCUACUUGUAGUAGGCGGAGUGAUGAUAUUUGCGUUCAUUUACAGCGAGGCAAAAGUGGCCAAGUACCCAUUGAUUCCCAUGACGGUAUUCCGCCGGGGAACAAAUAUCGCUGCUUUCCUCGUCGUAUUCUUCCACGGCUUUGUCUUCAUUGCAGGCGAGUACUAUAUGCCGCUGUAUUUUCAAGCCGUUCUCGAAGCUUCUCCGUUGCAGUCUGGACUACUCCUCCUCCCCUUUAUCGUCACAGGUGCGAUUGCCGGAGUUCUCUGCGGCCUCAUCAUGCACAAGACUGGCCACUUCCGUGAGAUCAUUUGGGUGGGCACACUGCUCCUCACCAUUGGUUUCGGCCUCUUCAUCUCCUUCGACGCAUACACAUCGACUGGAAAGGCAGUAGGUUUCGUCAUCCUCGGCGGUCUAGGAUCCGGGAUACUGUUCGAGGCACCAAUGAUUGCUAUUCAGAGCCAGGUCGAACAGCAAGAUGUAGCUACCGCUACUGCGACACUAUCUUUCGUUCGUAAUAUCGGCGUCGCAAUAUCCACCAUCAUCGGCGGUACCAUCUUCCAAAACUCGAUGAACGGUCAGGCUUCUUUUCUUCGAGACGCUGGGCUACCGCAGAAUCUAUUGAGUCAACUUGAUGGCGACAGCGCCAUGGCGAAUGUCAUGCUUCCUGCCACGUUCGAGAAUGCGGCAUGGGAACUUGCUGCGAAACAGGCCUUUGCCGCCGCGAUGCGCAAUAUGUGGAUCACGUAUACGGUACUCGCUUUCUUGAGUUUUGUCGCAGGUCUGUUCAUCAAGGCCGCAGUGCUGGGAACGGAUCAUGUGGAAACUGUCACUGGAUUGAAGAAAGAGAAGGUCGCGGCAAGAGUAGAGACGGACAGUUCGUAG